Molecule: messenger RNA, 1416 nt
Organism: Python bivittatus (Burmese python)
Lineage: Eukaryota; Metazoa; Chordata; Lepidosauria; Squamata; Pythonidae
Source: RefSeq, a predicted model, not a curated record
AUGCUGUUUCAUCAGAGUCAUACUCAGAAUCCUCUGCAGGUUGGGACUGAAAUCCAGUCAAGGUUUUUUGCUGCUCAGGGCUGUAGUCAAAGUCCCUUCCAGACUGCCACCACAACUGCUCCUCCCCAACAGACAGCUACCCCUGCUGAGUCCCUCCAAGUGGACCUCCUGCCUGUUUUGGCUGCAGCACAGGAAACAGCAGCUGCUGCUGCUGUGGUUGCUGCUGCCACUGCUUCUGCACCAGCUGCUUCCACAGUAGAUACAGCUGCCUUGAAACAGCAGCAACCUUCUGCCUCUGAAGGUGGGAGUGGGCAGGUAGUACCACCCACUCAAACCACGCAAGCCCCUACCCCACAGGCAGCUCCUGCCACCCCACAGGCAGCUGAGGCCCAGAAGAAACCGAAGAGUAAAGGGCCCUACAUCUGCUCCCUGUGUGCUAAAGAAUUCAAGAAUGGCUACAAUCUGCGGCGCCAUGAAGCUAUACACACAGGAGCAAAAGCUUCUCGCGCUGGACCCACAACCAUGAAGAUGCCCACUAUGGUUCCCCUCAGCUUGCUUAGUGUUUCUGCCAUCGGUGGUACAGCCCCAGCAACACCUGCCCCUGCUGAGGGUGCUGGAAACACAGCAGGGUCAGGUGCAGGCCUAGUGACCACUACAGCAUCAGGCAAACGUAUCCGGAAGAACCAUGCUUGUGAGAUGUGUGGGAAAGCCUUCCGGGAUGUCUACCAUCUCAAUCGGCAUAAGUUGUCGCAUUCAGAUGAGAAGCCCUACCAAUGUCCUGUCUGCCAGCAACGGUUCAAGCGGAAGGACCGCAUGAGCUAUCAUGUCCGUUCACAUGAUGGUGCUGUGCACAAGCCGUACAUCUGCAGCCACUGUGGGAAGAGUUUCUCUCGGCCAGAUCAUUUGAACAGCCACGUACGACAAGUCCACUCAACAGAGAGACCCUUCAAAUGUGAGACUUGUGAAGCAGCUUUUGCCACUAAGGAUCGACUACGUGCUCACACAGUCCGUCAUGAGGAAAAGGUGCCAUGUCAUGUGUGUGGAAAAAUGCUGAGUGCUGCCUAUAUCACGGACCACAUGAAAGUACACAGCCAAGGGCCGAAUCACGUCUGUGAACUGUGCAACAAAGGGUUCACCACAGCGGCCUACCUCAGGGUCCACGCGGUCAAGGACCAUGGACUAGCCGCCCCGCGGCUGGAGCGUUUCCUUUGCAAGCUGUGUGGCGUGCACUGCAAGACCCCAGCUCAGCUCAACGGGCAUCUGCAGACGCACGCAGGAGAAGGGGCCGCGGCCACUGAGGGCCAACCGCUGCGGUGAAACACUGGCCGGGCCACCAGGUACGGGUGAGGUCUGCCCCCUCGCUGCAGCCGUUUCGGCUCCACCUCCUGCCGCCGUCACGGUGCUGCCCAUGGAGGG